Molecule: messenger RNA, 1905 nt
Organism: Eleginops maclovinus (Patagonian blennie)
Lineage: Eukaryota; Metazoa; Chordata; Actinopteri; Perciformes; Eleginopidae
Gene: mlf1
Product: myeloid leukemia factor 1
Exons: 8
Coding region: 118-951 (277 amino acids)
Biological process (GO): regulation of DNA-templated transcription
Cellular component (GO): cytoplasm; nucleus
Source: RefSeq, a predicted model, not a curated record
CUGUGGUAACAUUACCGAGGCUGAGCAGCGGUGGAGCCUAGACACCUGUGGCGGAACGGAUUAUUAUUUGAAAGUCUUUAUCUAACAAAUUUUGUUUACAGCCUCAAAUCCGUGGAAAUGUUCAACAGUAAUCACAGGGACUUUGAUGAAGAUCCGUUCUUCUCGGAUCCUUUCCGGGCUCACAGGGAUCAUAUGCGGCAGAUGAUGCGAAGCUUCUCUGAGCCUUUCGGUGGGCAUGCAAUGCCCAGUAUAACGGAUGGAAGAAAUCAGGGUCGUGGCAUGGCAGAACAUCCUACCUCAUCCGUGGCACUGAGGGACGAACACAGGGAUAUAAGCCGGUCAUUGAUGCCCUUUGGCAGUUUUGACAGCACGGGCACAGCUAUGAACCCUUUCGGCAUGUUCGACAACAUGAUGUCCAACAUGAAAAGCAGGAUGGAGGAGAUGCACCGAAACGUUGAGAACAUGUCCACAGAUUCAAACACCCACUCAUUCAGCUCCUCAUCAGUCAUGACAUAUUCAAAAUCUGGAAAUGAGCCUCCCAAGGUCUUCCAGGCGAGCUCGUCGACACGCCGUGCCCCUGGAGGGAUCAAGGAGACCCGAAAAGCAGUCAAAGACUCUGAGAGCGGUCUGGAGCAGAUGUCAAUUGGUCACCACAUCCAGGACAGGGGACAUGUUGUUGAGAAGAAGUUCAACAAGAAAACAGGAAAUAAGGAGUUCAACCAGGACUUUCAGAAUCUGGAUGAAUCUGAAGCAGAGACUUUUGACGAUGAGUGGCAGCAAGAGGUGUCCAAGUUUCACACAACAGGCCCAAUGUCUCAUUUGGAGGAACCCAGGCUCCGCGGUGUUCACCGGGCAGCCCUCACCGGUUCUGAGCAGAAGCACAGUGACCAAUCAAAAGACAAGGCUGAGGGUAAAAGCAGCAUGAAAGGCUCGGGUUCAACAAAGCAGUGAAAACAUCUGUUUGUGUGCCUAUUAGAGUUUGUCAAGCUUCAUGCAGUACACUCAGCUGCUCUGUACCCCCCCCCCCCCCACACACACACACACACACACACACACUCACACACACAAUGCAUCUGCACAAUAAAGAAUUGAAACCCGCUGAAGAUCACUGCCACCACUGCAGAGGACAUUUGCUCUGCUCUUUAAUGGGUCAAAUUACUCCUCCCAUGUCGCUGUUAUUUUUGAAGCACAUCUCACACUUUAAUUUGAAACACUAGAUGGCUUUCUCAGACGGUUGUGUUACAUAAACUGAAGAUGCUCAACAGUGUGUGUCUGUGUGGCAAGCAAUAAUGUUAUCUUUCACUAGUUUUAAUACUCUUCUAUGCUUAUAGAAUAUGAUUAAAACAAAGAGCUCUUUACUCUUUCAAAACAUCCAGGAAACUGAAAGGGUUAUUAGUAUUUCAUUGUACGCUGCAUUGUGGAAACAGAUUAAGAUAAACUCAUACAAUGUAAGAAAUAUAUUAACAUUUAAUUAAGGGUAGAAGGCACUUAUUAAAUCAUAACACAUUAACAAUGAACAUUUGAUUCAUAAGAUUUGGCAUCACUUGGAAUUUGCUAUCUGAUUGAUAUUUUACUGAUGCCAUCUGUUCAAAUGAUGUCAUUAUCAUAAUGCAACGAGACACAAUGCCGUGACUUAUUGACUGUUUGAAACUUAGUCUGAACUGUCUUUUUGUAAUUAUAUUGUCGUUAUCUGCUGUAAUCUUUGUAAAAAGAAAAUAAUACUCUUCCCUUUUUAUAUGUUACUUUGGUUUCUCUUGUUGUUCAUCAGAUGAACUCGGUACUGCGUAGCACGUUGGGAUUAUUCUCAAUAAUUCUGGCUUUGUUCCUGUAUAUUUUUUCAAGCUUUGAAAACAAAUUAUGUGACAAUGCAGACUAUUGUCUGAAAAUAAAGAAAUAUGACAAUAA